GCCUCCUCUCUCUCUCUCUCUCUCCCUCUCCCUCCCUCCCUCUCCUCUCCUCCCUCGCGACGCGAGUCCGCACCCCCGCCUCCGCCGGAAGAUCCGCCGGCGCCCUGCCGUCUCCGCCGCAUCCUCACCCACCGGUGGAGGGAGGGAGGAGAGAUAGGGGAAGAUGGGGCUGGCGUUCGGUAAGCUCUUCAGCCGGCUCUUCGCCAAGAAGGAGAUGCGGAUCCUCAUGGUCGGCCUCGACGCCGCCGGAAAGACCACCAUCCUCUACAAGCUCAAGCUCGGCGAGAUCGUCACCACCAUCCCCACCAUUGGGUUCAAUGUUGAAACUGUCGAGUACAAGAACAUUAGCUUCACAGUCUGGGAUGUGGGGGGUCAAGACAAGAUCAGACCUCUUUGGAGGCAUUAUUUCCAGAACACACAGGGUCUUAUCUUUGUUGUGGAUAGCAAUGAUCGGGACCGUGUUGUGGAAGCUAGAGAUGAGCUCCACAGGAUGCUGAAUGAGGAUGAGCUACGCGAUGCUGUGUUGCUUGUGUUUGCCAACAAGCAAGAUCUUCCUAACGCUAUGAAUGCUGCUGAGAUUACUGAUAAGCUUGGAUUACAUUCCCUUCGCCAGCGACACUGGUACAUUCAGAGCACUUGUGCCACAACUGGUGAGGGUCUGUACGAAGGCCUGGAUUGGCUGUCCAGCAACAUUGCCAGCAAGGCUUGAAGCUUGGAACUCCGACCAUAAAACUUGGAGCUGACUAGGAGCAAUGCAUGUAUCUCAUUCAUACAUAGUUUGAAGCACUGCUUCAAUCUUGUUAGGUGUCUUUGGCAAGCCCAAUAUUUUUUUUGUAAUGAUACCUCACUCGAAUGUCAUCUCGCUUAUUAUCUGCACCUCUUCCUUUUGCACAAGGAUUUGCCAUACGAUGUUUCUGUGGCCAUAUUGUGAUGAACUUGACCAAUACCUUCAAUAUACUUGUUAGCUGUUUCAUUUC
Molecule: messenger RNA, 977 nt
Organism: Oryza brachyantha (malo sina)
Lineage: Eukaryota; Viridiplantae; Streptophyta; Magnoliopsida; Poales; Poaceae
Product: ADP-ribosylation factor 1
Exons: 7
Coding region: 164-709 (181 amino acids)
Biological process (GO): vesicle-mediated transport; intracellular protein transport
Cellular component (GO): cytoplasm
Molecular function (GO): GTP binding; GTPase activity
Source: RefSeq, a predicted model, not a curated record